AUGACGCAAAAUCACUACCACAUCCUCGGCCUCAACAUGAGUGCUGGAGCAGAAGAGAUCAAAAGACAAUACCGCAUUCUCGCACUGGCCUUUCAUCCAGACAAGAAUAUUCAAGACAUAGAGACCGCUACCGCUAAAUUCAAAGAAGUCCAAAAUUCCUAUGAGGUUUUGAGCGACCCAAAAAAGCGUCUCGCCUACGACGCUACUCUCCGCGACGGAAGUGACUAUCAACCCACCUUCUCAGCCAAAAAGCCCGCCAAAAAGCACGCCAAGCGACCCCAAUACGCCGCCAGAUGCGAUGACCACCAAGACUCAGAUAGAGAGUGGGACUGGGACUUUGAGUUCGCAGAAAAAGAUAUACAGCGCCAAAGAGAGAUAUUGCGCAAACAGGGCUAUAACAAUACCUUGAUAGAAGUAAUGCUUCAAGACAGAAUCAAGUUCUUCAACACUCGAGCAACAGAGUGUAGAGAGUGGAACAGGGACCAUACGACGAAAACGGACGGCCAUACGCCCGAAGAAUCCUGGGAUGACAGAGACACGCCCAGAGCGAAAGUGAGAUCUACUGCGAGGCGGGAGAAGAAGAGUUCAGCAUCUGGUGCGAAAGGGGAAAACACUGUGAAGGAAAAGUUCAAGGCCUGCGGUACUGCAGGAGUCAUACCAGACAUUACUAUUGAGGAUGGAGACGAACUCUCAGAGGAGGAAAUUAUCAUGCUGCUCAAGGAUCAACUCACACCAGAAAGAACUGCUGAUUCUCCUCUCUCCAAGAAGGAAGCAAGGGCAUUGAAGAGGAAGGAGCAGGUGAAGACGGAGGGUCAAGUCAAGGGUUCGACAAACGAUAACGAUCAGGUCUCCUCCGCAGAUAUCAAGACGGGACAGCCGAAGAAGUCCAAUAUCGCAACCGAAAAUGCCACCAAAUUCGAUACAUCAGAUUACACGACAGGCCAAAAGGUUCCGCCAACUCAAUCUAAGGACGACGUACCUCCAAAAAUUCCAACGAAGAAAGUAACGAAAACAGAGGAGGACUUCCUUCCACCAAUUCCAUCGAACCUCAAGAGCCGGAUUCAGGACAGCGUACAGGAGAUGUUCGUCAAGGAGACCAAGAAGUGGAGGGGUGUUGUAGAGGUUGAACAGAUUGUGCAGCCAUCUGUUCCGGAGGAGCUUUUGUCUGCUUUGAAGAUGUUUAAGGGCUCGUUUCGGAGGAAUCUAGUAUCUGGCAUGUAAAUUUGAAGCUGUGCAUGUUGAUGGGAGGGGUUUCGUUGUCGC
Messenger RNA from Cadophora gregata, 1263 nucleotides. It is a transcript of the gene DNAJB6, whose product is annotated as DnaJ sub B member 6. Gene Ontology annotation, molecular function: protein-folding chaperone binding; protein folding chaperone. Lineage: Eukaryota; Fungi; Ascomycota; Leotiomycetes; Helotiales; Ploettnerulaceae. The transcript has 2 exons. Bases 1 to 1221 code for a protein of 406 amino acids. The record is from RefSeq and is a predicted model, not a curated record. Gene Ontology annotation, cellular component: nucleus; cytoplasm.